Dicentrarchus labrax (European seabass) is the source of this 4368-nucleotide messenger RNA. RefSeq names its product solute carrier family 38 member 8a (gene slc38a8a). Lineage: Eukaryota; Metazoa; Chordata; Actinopteri; Moronidae. The record is from RefSeq and is a predicted model, not a curated record. Gene Ontology annotation, molecular function: amino acid transmembrane transporter activity. The coding region runs from base 2133 to 3476 and encodes 447 amino acids. Gene Ontology annotation, biological process: amino acid transmembrane transport. The transcript has 11 exons.
CUUUUAAAGUCGAGGGAAGACAGUGUGUAAAAGAAAAAAGUGUAUAAAAACAACCAUCUUCAAUUAAUCCUGCUGCAACUUUCUCUGACGCCUGCAGUGGAAUCAGACUGCUUUCAGACACAUAAAAAGGCAUCAGCGAUUGAUCUGAUCUUUUGCGCUUGUGUGAAAAGAACCAUGUCCACGUGGGACUCCCUAAUUCCUCGUAUGUCAGACUCUCACUGGCUCUGCUGCAUGUGAUAGCCUGGCCAGCCGGGACGCAAGACUUUCUGGACCCACACAGACGACCCUGUGUGUGUGUCCCCACCCCACCCCUCCAACACCCUUCUCAUACCUUCUUAACUCCUCCACAUCCUCCUCCAGUUUUUCUCUUUCGUCUCAGAUCUGUCCAAUCACUCUCUUUAUGUACCUUACAUCCUCAUCUUAGCUGUUCUCUGCUGUUUUAUCCACGCUGCUCCCUCGGUUCCUGUAGCUUUCCCAUUCCUGUUCCCCACAUUUUCUUCCCCCUCACUUAUUGACAUCACCAGAUUUGACAGUGAGCCGCAGGCAGCCAAACACACACCCACACACUCUGUGUCUUUGUUAUAUUUAAAUAUCUUGAGAAUUUUGACAAACUACACAGCCAAAAACUAUUUUAACCAUUUUUAGGAGCCAAUGCUGGAAGAUGAGGAGAAAAGUAUUUAGCAAAACCAGGCUGGCUGCAGCUAUUUAACUCUUGUUUCAAUAGAACAUGUUAUCAAGUGACUUCAUGUAUAAUGGUCACAAUUUUGUUGUUUUUUGUGGUUUGGUAUCCAGGGGUUGUGAGGCUUUCUGGGUUUUAAGGGGUGUAAGAAAAAAUAUUUAUACAGUAGGCCUAUAUCUAAGCAUAUCAUUCAACUCUGUGAAGAAAAAUAUUAUUUUAAAAUGAUUAUAGAUUAUAGAAUAGAUUAGAUAUUCUUAUUUCAGAUAUAAAUAAACUUAAUUUCACAGGAUAAGGGCAUAGUGAAGACCUGAACAUAAGUUAUAUCUACAAAGCCUUCACUCUUGUUAAACAGCCUCGUCCUGCAAAGAAACCAGGGGCGGAUCUAGAGAAAUAUUCAUGGGGUGGCCAUGGAGACUUGAAUAUAAAUAUUUGCUUGGAAAAGCUCCCAAAUGAAGAUACUUGCAGUCAAAAACAUGAUUGUGGUACAUUAGUAAAGCGGUGAAUAGAAAUAUCUGAAGGUGGCAUUAGAAAUCCAUAAGUUGUUUUAUUUCCCCAAAUUUGUCCAAAAACAUUUUCCAAUGAACUUAAGCCUUUCACUUUUUAAAUCCACCCCUGCAAAGAGCUAAUAGAACAAUGAGUAGGAAACACUGCAUUUAUCAAAAAAGAAUCCUAUUAAGUAUAUAUGACUGAAUAAAAUAAAUAAAUAAACAGCUAAUACAGACACAGAAGAGACAGAGAAAAGAAAUCAGAAAAGAUCUGCUCAGAAUUCCUCCAAAUUGUUUGUUUAAACAGACUUCAUGCAGUUAUUUGUUCUGUAUUGAAUAUUAUAUGAAAUAUGUCACUCAGUGAUACAGGGGUUCCAUAAGGAGGAAGGUUGGUAACCACCGCUUUAUGUGUCAGUCUUACCUGCCAAGGGAUAAUUAGCUUAAUGCUUCUGUGCUCAAAUACAUAAAAUAAUACCAUUUAUGUCUGCUAUUGUACAAACAUAAAUAACUGAGUGGGGUGAGUCCACCCAUGCUGCGUUUUACUGCCAUUGUUGACACAUCGAGUUACUUUUAAGUUGAAACAUUUUAAUUCAUAGAAGCUUUUAUUCGUGAUGGUGCACCCUGUAUCUCACUGUGACACUUUCAUCUUAUUCGCAUCAGAUUUGCAUUAAAAACGCAGCACAGGAGGCCCCCUGUGGUUCUCUCUGAAGAGUUUAGUUCAGUUUCCGAGCAGCACCUGAAGGCACCAACAGCCCUCAAUCAACCCCCCCACCCUCCUCCUCCUCCUCCUCCUCCUCCCUCCGCCCGGCUCACCUUGCUCGGUGAGCGGCCCGUCCCCCAGAGCGCAGCACCGUUCCCGGGGAGUGGCUGGGAGCCGACGGGCAGCUCGCGUGCGUCUAUGUAGGUAGCCCGUGAGCGCGUGUGCGUGCGUCAGUGUGUCCCAGCGUGAGUUUCCCGCCGGUUGAAACAUGGAGGAGUUAGCCAGAGAGAGCAUCAGCCUGCUGGCUUCAGCCUCUUCCAAGCCCCCGCUGGACGUUGCCGCCGGGCCUCGGCUCGGCUCCAUGGGGGCCAUUUUCAUCAUGCUGAAAUCCGCCCUGGGCGCCGGGCUCCUCAACUUCCCGUGGGCCUUCGAGAGGGCCGGGGGCAUCCGCAGCGCCGUUACCGUGGAGCUGGUCUCCCUCGUGUUCCUGGUCAGUGGUCUGGUCAUCCUGGGCUACUCUUCGUCCAUCAGUGGCCAGUGCACUUACCAGGCGGUGGUGAAGGAGGUGUGCGGGCCGGCCAUCGGUCAGCUGUGUGAGAUCUGCUUUGUCUUCAACCUCUUCAUGAUCUCUGUGGCCUUCCUGGUUAUAGUGGAUGACCAGCUGGAGAAGUUGUGUGGCUCCCUGUAUGAGGUGGUGACCGGUUUGCCGGAGUCAGAGAUGCCGUACCACUUCUACACAGACCAGCGCUUCGCCCUGGUGCUGCUCUGCGUUCUCCUCAUCCUGCCGAUGUCCAUCCCAAAAGAGAUCAGCAUUCAGAAAUACAUCAGUGUUCUGGGCACUCUGGCUGCGACCUACCUGACCAUUGCCAUCAUCAUCAAAUACCACAGCACGUCGACUGUUAUGGUUCACAUCACCCCUCUGUACAGCAGUGGGAUCAGCUCCUGGGCCUCCAUGUUCAGCGUCAUCCCAACCAUCUGCUUCGGUUUCCAAUGCCACGAGGCGUCCAUCGCCAUCUACAGCAGCAUGGAGAACCAGCGGCUCUCUCAUUGGGUCUUCAUCUCUGUGGUCUCCAUGAUCUUCUGUCUCAUCAUCUACUCCCUCACAGGGGUUUAUGGGUUCCUGACAUUUGGAAAGGACGUGAAGGCCGACAUUCUGAUGUCGUACACCGGCGAUGACAUUCUGAUGCUCAUCGCCAGGCUGCUGUUUGGAGUCUCCAUCAUUACCAUCUAUCCCAUCAUCCUGCUGCUGGUCAGAUCAGUGAUCCAGGACCCCCUGCUCAGAUGGCGGCGGAGGCGUGAUGGCGUGGCGACGCUGGAGUUCGAGAGCCGCAGCCGCUACGUGCUGACAGUCCUGUGGAUAACAGUGACGCUACUAAUCGCCAUGUUUGUACCCGACAUCAGCAAGGUCGUCAGCGUCAUCGGCGGGAUCAGCGCCUUCUUCAUCUUCAUCUUCCCAGGACUCUGUCUGAUGUUUGCCAUGCAGUCUGAGCCAGUGUCCUGGAAGACCAGAGUCGUCCUCACAGUUUGGGGCGUGGUGACCUUGCUCUGCGGAGCUUUCAUCUUCGGCCAGAGCACCACCAUCGCCAUCAUGCAGGUCCUCGGAAAGAUCUGACCGUCCCUCCCUCCCCCGCUGAUCCAGGGGCUUUUCAUGGAGACCGUAGCGGUGACUAGAUCUUAACUCCCCCUCUCCCUUUCCUGAAAGAGCUGACAUUGAACUAUGGCCGCCACAGACUAUUUAAAAAUGGACCCCUGAACCGAUCAAGAGGCCCCUCGCAACUCGCAACAUGUGGCCUUAAACCACAAAGAGACAAAACGCCGUACAAACCCCUCCCUCGUUCGGCGUCGAGGUACGUUACUUUCAUAGGGGUUAACUGUUCUCAAAGCACAUCGGGGUUAACUGUUCUCAAAGCACAUGGUGAGGAGCAGACACUCGCUGAGAUUAUCUGAUUGAAAUUGUAUUUCUGCAGUUUGUUGUAUGUAGUUGAUCUACAAGUGCAGAUCAAUGUUAACCUGCAGUCUGUGGGUAAGAUGAAGAGCCUUAAACCGAUGGUGGGUGGGGUGUUUUUAACAAUUUAGUGUUCAAGAAAAUGAAACGUUAUUUCAUUUUCUUGAACACUAAUUUCACUUUAACGGUGGCCACGAUAUGCAGUUAUCAGUAGUGUAACAUGAAAAACAGGCUGUGCCAAUAUGAAACUAAAACUUUUAAGAUGCCAAACAUGGUGCGUUCAGUCAGUUACAGUCUGCAUGUUCCCAGGAGAAUAUGCGAUAAAGGAGGCCUGAUUGGGAAUAAGACCUGUUGGUAUCCACUGUAGAGCUAUAGAAGACUGAGUUGACAGGUUGCUUCAGGGAGCCACGAGGGAUGGGGAGGAUGUUUCUAUACAUGUAUAUGUGUAAAAAGAGCUGCAUUUCUGUUAUUUGAAAAAAAAUAUGUAAUGAUAUGUUAAGUAGUAAUGUUAAUAGUGAAUGAAAAGAAAGAAAUUGAAUAAAAUAAUUUUUAUAUGAAA